UUCGCCUGCUAUUUGAAUUAGUAUUGUAUGACAAACGUCGCCUUAAAGUUAGCCGUUGGGCCAUCUACGAGAAAAAUAAUUGCACGAAAUUAAAGAGGAAGUGUUGUACUUUACAAAGCCGUUUGCAAAAGUGGGGAAAAGCAAGCAGAAAUAGUGGGAUUGAAAGGGAUUCCAUUCAAAAACAUUUUUAAAAUACCUUGUUAUUGCCAAUAUGGCGGAAAAGAACGAGCUCGACGCUCGCAAAGCUUCAUGGGAGAUUGAGGAAAUUUAAAAAAGUUUCAAGGAAUUGAAAGUUCUGCAAAUUAACAAUACUCCUAACUAGGGUAGGGAGAGUAAACAAUUGGAGUAAAGUUCAGCAUAUUUGAGGCAAUUUUAGACUAGUAUUUCAAUAAUACGGUAAAAUUAUUUCUUUAUUGUACAAGGCGUUAGAAAAUGUAGCUUUGUAUCACAAUAAAAUAAGAAAUAUUCAUGGGUUAAAUAUUUUCAAUCCUGAUCCUACCCUGGGAGAGUUACGCAAUUUCAGCGUAGUUUGCAAUUUUUGUAAAUUUAUGCAAAGCAACAAAAGCACAUGGAGUUCACGGAGUAACAAUUUUGGAAUGAAAAUGUUUCGCUUUUGGUAAAAAGAGGAGCGAAAUGCGAUCCAAUUAAGUUGUUUUGUUUCAAGAUAAAGGAACUACGUCUAUUACAUGUAAAAUCGCUAGCUUUUCGUGAACGCUACAUAUAUUAACUGUAAGCGUAGAUACUAUAUAUAUUUCUGUAUUUAUACAGUACAUAAAAGUCUGUAAGUGUAUACAAUAUUAGUAAUAUAUGGCUUCACACUGCGAGCAGAACAGCGAUGAUUUUGGAAGUGCAGGGCAAAUGUUGCACGGGGUUUCUGAAAACCUUUGCACAGAGGAAAAUUGUAGUUCUUUGUCGAAUGAGGUCGAUACAAAUCAAUGCAUUUCAAACGUACCAAUAGUACCAAAUGAUAUGGUACCAUUAUGUGGUGACACUGAUCUGAAACCAGAAAUGAGUGGUGAUGGUACUUCGGAAGUUGGUCUUGAUUCUGCAAAUCAAUAUAAUGAUUUUGAAGUCGUUAAACAGACGUUAGCUGAUAUUUGUGAUAAAAUUGGUAGGAUUGAUGGUUCCGAUACCAACACAAAUGGUAUCAAUGGGAAACAAGGAGAUUCAAGUUUGCCUGUCGCGCCCGAAGAUAUGAUGUCAUCUGCCAAGUUUGGAAGGGCUGAUAAUAGGAUCGGGUGUGUAACAGCAAAUGAUGACCUUCAUGGAAAUUUGAAUAUAAUGAAUGUUGAGAAUUCAGACAGUGAGCAAUGUUCUAACGAUAUAGAAGAGAAGAAUUCUCAGAAUAAUAAUCAAGAAAUGUUGGUUGAAAAAGAUAUCAAACCUGAGAUUACAUCCGACUGUUGUCAUAGCAACAUAGAGCAAUAUAAAAACACGGAAGUGCUCGAAAGUUGUAACAGUAAUAAUAAUGCUGAGACGACAGUUCAAAAAGACAUCAAGGACAAAUUUCAAUAUAGCUGUUGCCAACAUCUUGUUAGCAACAAUCAGUCACCUAACAAGCAAAGUGUCCCUAACGAGCAAAAUGUCAAAAUUGAGCAAACUCGUCAAAGGCAACCCUCAGUUACAAAUGAACAUAACUUAGCUGCUAGCCAAACAAACACCAUUUCCGACGAUCUACUUCACGUUUUAUCUGUCGUUCAAGAAGACAUGAGAGUUUUGGGAUUAUCAACUUGUACCACCAAAGGUCGUCAAUUGUUAACCAAUGGCCAGGAAAAAGAAGCAACAUCUACAGAUGAAAGUGAUUCAAGUGAAGACAGCUCAUCGUCAAGCAGUGAAUCAUUGUCAGAUGAUUCGGAGAGGUAAAAGGGUGACCAUUUUUUAAAAUAACUCCAUGUCUUAAUAUUUUAUUUCAAUCAAUGUGGAGCCUGCACCCCCCCCCAGUCAAGGUGGACCACAAUAAAGAUAAACUUUGGUUUCACCAUUCUCUUGCCCUGAGCCACCACCUUUGUCAGGCUUUGUGGAAUACCCACAGCCUCACAGAACAAACUGUUCUUUAAUAACCCGUUGAGCUGCAGAGCUUCCCCAUUGACAAGUAAAAUUGUCCGGCGUUAGAAAAGUAAAAAAAAUCAGUAGGGCACAUUGUGGCUCGAUGGGUUAAUGGAACAAACUGUUUUACUGUUACAGCGAAGACAAUGGACACAUGGCAAGAUCACACAUGGCGGAACAGGAGAAAAGUUAUCCCGCUGGUCCUCAUCAAACUAGGGGUGAACUCUCUUUUGCAGUAAGUCUCUGGAUUUUUAUUUCCAUGUUUCUUAGUUUGUGCGUAUUAUCUUUACAAAAUUAAAUUCACCCACGAUCUGUCCUAAGGCAAGUUCAAUGAGAAUGGAAAUCUCAUGCAGAACAAAAGGGUACUGAGGCUCACUUGAUUUUGAUUUUUAGGAAACAUGUUUCUUAGUCUGCAUAUUAUUCUUACAAUAUUGAGUACCAUCAAUUAAAUUCAUCUAGGAUCUUCCUCACGUGGAUGCCCUAGACCUGUGUGUUGAUGAAUCUGUGGAAAUAACACCGUUGGGGGAAAUUGAAAGUAUACUUUCGGAAGAUGCAUUGGGUGAGAAAACACACUCUCUAUAACUAAAAAAAAAUUUUUGUGGGAAUAUAUUUAUUAAUAUUUAAAAUUUUGUAAGGUAUUUAAAUUUCUAUUAUUAGAAAUACUUCGAUUAUCAAUAAUAUUCUCUUGUAUUUUUAUUAUAGUAAUUAUCAAAUCAUUUGAGGGUGUUCCUGCAGUUGACGCUGAUAGUAUUUUGUUUUUGGAAAACAGAUUAGGAUUUGGAAAAGUAAGAUUAAUUACUGUUGUAAAGUUGUAUUUAAAAUUCAGGAUUCUGUUGCAUUCCAUUGUUGCAAAUUUAAUUUCAGUUCUAAACUGUUCUCUCUUUUCUCAUUUUUUUUACUUGAUUUAGGUUUUUGAGAUAUUUGGCCAAGUUCUAUCUCCACAUUAUUGUGUAAGAUUUAACAAUGAAGAUGAAAUAAAAUCAACGAACAUUGAGAUUGGACAAACUGUGUACUUCGCUCCUGAUACAAAAGACCUCACAAAUUUUGUAUUUGUCUCACAAUUGAAUAGGUAAGUUACAGCAGCAUUUUCUACAGGAAGAAACCUAUACUAAGUUUAUUUUACUGGAUAGCUCUAAUGACAUGUUUAUUUUUCAGUAUCAGGGGAACAGAUGCAUCCUGGAAACAUGACCAAGAACCGCCUGCUGGGGUAAGGAUAUAUUGGCUGCAAACUCUGCAUCUACCAUUCCAAGCUACUCUGUAGUGUGUUGAAGGAGCUUGUCCUUGAAAAACCAUCUUUGUUUCCAUCUUUAGUUGGUAGAGUACUCGGAUGAUGAAGCUGAAUCACAUGCAAAAGCAGAGAGAAAAAGGGCGUACCAAUUGAAAAAACGGUAUGUUUCAGAAAGUGGAGCAAAAAUUAUAAGACAUGUUCUGGGCUGACUAAAACAACUGUUCUUUUUUCUUCAUUUUAGAAAUCAAGCCCACAUGCAAGAACAAGGUAUUUUUUUUAUACAAGCUUCCAUUGGUCAGCACUACCUGAAUAUGGAAAAUAAUUCAACAUUUCAUUGUUCGACUUGUUGUGAGAGAAUUAAUGAAGGCUCUUCGCAGGACCGCAGGUUCGAUUCCUGCCAGAGGGUCUAUAUAUAGUUGUAUUUUUCGCAACUACUCCUGGUUAGAUCUAAUAAAUGUACAACAAUCACAUCCGAAAUUUCCAUCCACAAAACCCUUCUACAACGACAUAUUAGCCACAACUAUAAAUAGCAUUUUGACAAGGGCCUUCACUUGAAUCUAGCUAGCUUACUGCAAGAUUACCACCCAAAACUGGACGCAUGGAUAUGUAUAUGUCUAGUAAAGUUGAUUCUUGACUAAUUUCAAUAAUGUUUUUUCCUUCAAGGAACAACUGAAGCUGCUACCAGCAGCAAAAAGCAAAGGCCAUGCAAGCCGUGCAGGAAAAAGCCUGAGACAAAACCAACCCCCAGACAUCUGCUCAUUCUCUCAGCAAAUCAACAAUCAGAUUCAUCAGUUACUGCACCACAACAGCAAACAGGUCAGCAGCUUGUCUACCCAGCACCUUCACAGGAAGGUGGAUUUGUUCCCCCACCACAUCAACAGCCAGGUCAACUUGUCCCACCUGACCAAAAACCACCCCUCAGAAUACCACCGCCGUCCCUCAGAAUUCCACCAUCAAAUCCAAGAGGUCCCCCUUCUCAAUUGGAUGGUCAACACCAACCAUUCCCCCCACCACUCAUGGGACCACCCCUUCACCAACCAAACUUACCCUGUCCACCAAGGUUUCAAGGUGGACCAUUAAUUGGACCCCCACUUAGGAAUUUCAUAAUGCCCCAAGGACCACCACAUUUCGGACCGCCUCCACAAAAUGAUGGAAUGUUUAGACCACCAUUUCAAAAUUUUGCCCAACCCCCGCCACCACGUCAACAAAAUUGGGAUGGUAGGCCCCAACCAUGGAUGGCAGGAAAUAAUGGCCCACCCAAUCGACCCCCCAUGAACGAACAUCGCUGGCCUAUUGGUCAACCACAUACUAUGGUACAAGAACGACCACCAUCAUAUAUAAAACAGGAAUUCCCACAAAAUGUCAUGAUGGGACCACAAAACCUAGGGUCUCAACCAUGGAUGUCUGGAGGUCAUGCUUUUCCCAAUGGACCACCUAUGAACGCACAUUGCUGGCCCACACAACAACAGCAUGUUCCACGCACGCCCUAUAUAAAACAGGAACCCCCACCAGAUGUGCAGAAAUAUCUCGAUAUGUAGAGAGUUUAAUAUUGAGGUGAGCCACAUAAUGGCCACACCCUCCCCCAAAGACGAAACCAGGUUAGGUUUAUCAUGGUAAUUUUAAUUUCUGUAAGUUGUAAGAUUUAUCUAUUAAUUAACUUUAAUUAACUAAUAAAAUCGAAACUUCGCAAGUCAUGUAAUUAUUAUUAAAAAUAUUGUUUGCAAUAUUUGUACAGGAUAUACAAAGUAAGAAAAAACCCACUUGAGUCAGAAGACAAUUGAGUCAGUGUCUUGAAUUGGGAAUAUAUCACUGUUGCCCUGGCAAGCUUUUACUUUUCACUGCACGAGGUAGUUUAAAAAUGAGUUGCUUAUUAAUAAUUUUAUAGUUUGCAGUUUAAAAAUGAGAUGCUUAUUACAGCUCGAAUGGGCAAACUGAGGCUGCUUUUGCAUAUUUUUGAUGUUUUCAAAUUAAGCCAAAACCAAUUACCAGCAUGUUAUAUCGACUUUUACACUUUCCGGUUAUGAACUUAUGACAUAGCCAUAGGUCUAAAGUCUCUAAAUAACCCGCUGAUGAUUGGUUUUGGCUCAGUUUGAAAAUAUGCAAAAGCGGCCUCGGCUUGCCUGUUCGAGCUGUAAUACUUUUAUAGUUUGCAGUUUAAAAAUGAGGUGCUUAUUAAUACUUUUAAAAUAGAUUCUGCAGGUUGAAUAGUUUUAUUCUGCCCAAAGUACCUUGUAUACAGACCAUAGUGCGCACAGCUUAAGUUAUUUUGUAUACUUUACAAUCCAUGUUCCAUACUUUGAAUUUAUGAUAAAUAAUAUUUUACUUGAACAGAAUAUCGUAUUCUGGUUACCCUUCAGUAUUUUACAGACAUUGAACUCUGUAAUUAUGCCCAACCGGGGUGCGAUAUAACACUACUGCCUUUGCCGGCCCAAAGUUUUUCCCCAAAGUUAUACAUCACAGCCAAGCUUCCUCCCACGGCAGCCGCGAUACCAAUAGCUCGGACACCAGCUGAAAACAGAGGGCAAUGCAUUGUCAUUGGUUUAUGAAAACAUCAUCUUAACCAGAGUUUCAGUAGAGGAGUAAUGAAGUAAGACACAUUGCCAUGGCAAUGUG
Molecule: messenger RNA, 5887 nt
Organism: Paramuricea clavata
Lineage: Eukaryota; Metazoa; Cnidaria; Anthozoa; Malacalcyonacea; Plexauridae
Source: the annotation of a GenBank genome assembly